UGACAGUAUAAGUCACCUCACAACAUCACAUUUCAUCAGACUUGAAGCUCCUGCUGGAAGUCAGAAGACUCUCACACAACUCUGCUGAUCUACACAACUUCACCAGGUUGGAGAAAUGGCCACAGAAGAAAUGAACGUUGCUGCUCUGGGACGACCUUUCACCCUAGGGAUGCUCUAUGAUUCUCGGAGUGACAAACUGGUGCCAGGUCUCAGAUUGUGGAAUGAGGAAACUUUAAAAGUAAAAACAACUGAAACCUCUCAGCACAGCAGUUAUUUGGGAAUUUCUGCAUCUGACUCCAUUGAAUCCAAGUCGAACAUGAUGGAUAUUGAAGCUUCUCUGAAGGCCAGUUUCAUGGGUGGACUGAUAAAAGUUGGAGGAUCGGCCAAAUAUCUGAAUGAUCAGAAGAAAUUCAAGAAUCAGAGCAGAGUGACCUUUCAGUACAAAGCUACCACCAAGUUCAAGGAGUUGUCAAUUGAUCAAGUGACCCUGGACACCAAACAGAUGGAGGUUAUUAAGGAGGGCUUGGCCACACAUGUAGUCACAGGCAUCCUGUAUGGGGCAAAUGCUUUCUUUGUGUUUGACAGUGAGAAGUUAGACGCCAGCCAGGUUCGGAAGAUAGAGGGCAGCAUGCAAGCUGUGAUAAAGAAGAUUCCUUCUUUAAAUAUUAAGGGGAAGGUUGACAUCAAGCUGACGGCUGCAGAGAAAGCCCUGACUGAGACAUUCUCCUGCAAAUUCUACGGAGACUUCAUUCUCAAAAGCAACCCAGCUACAUUUAAAGAUGCAGUGCAGACCUAUGUAGAACUUCCACAGCUACUGGGAACAAAUGGAGAGAAUUCGGUCCCAGUGGCGGUCUGGCUGAUGCCGCUGAAGAGUUUUGAUCCCAAAGCUGCUGAGCUGAUGACAGGGAUCAGCAUCGGACUAGUUAUCAAGGCGCAGGAUGCUCUGGAAGAUUUAAAGGAAACACAAAGGAGAUGCAACGAUUCUCUGGAAGACAAAGUGGUAGAGAGUUUCCCCGUGCUUCACAAACAGUUGAGCACUUUCCUUAAACUGUGUGGUUAUUAUGAAUCCCGCCUCCAACAGACCAUGGCAGAGAAAAUUCCCUCCAUCCGAGCAGGAAAGGAAGAUGAGAGCUCACUGGAAGAAGUCUUUAAAGACAGGAACAAGUCACCAUUCAGCCAUGAAAAACUAACCAAGUGGCUGGAUCACAAAGAGAGAGAAAUCAACGUCAUCGGGUCCUGUGUGGAUAUCAUGAAGGGUGUUAAGAUCGUCCCAAACCAGUCUGAACUGGACAGAGAGGUUCUUGGAAACUACGAAGGUCUGUGCUUUGUUUUCACCUCCAUGGAGAGUGCUGACCCCUGCCUUGAAGCGAUGGAUCAAUACCUAAACUCAGUAGAAUGCACGAGCACUGAAGAGGAGCCAUGGUACUACUCAGACGACGUCUUAAUAAAGAUGAGACAAAAAGUCGAAGAUUUCAUGACCGGUGUGAAAACAAUCGUGAAUACUUGUUUCCUCAUAGCAGCCAUUGAAAAUAAGAAAUUCAAAGGAGCAACCCUCUACUUCUACGUGGACGGCAUUCUGAACACUGAAGACUACAAAUCACCAUUCAUGGAGGUGAAGACUGAAGACUUAAAAUCCCUCAGUGAGGUGAAGAAGCAUACCGGAAAGUAGAGAUCUAAACUGGUGUAAGUCAUUCUUCAUGCAUUUUGAGUAAAAUAUGUUCAUAUAUCUUUUCUCUAGAAACCCUCAGAAUGACUAAUUAGAUGCCUGUGAUUUCACACUGGAAGGGAACACUGCAGGCAACUUUCUUGGGGUCCAUAUAGUUUUCUUUCGGCUGUUAAUCAUUUUCUAAAGAGACAUUAUUUAGAUUUUUCUGUUAUGACAUUCAGACCUCUUGUCGCUGUGAUGGAUGGAGACAUUAUGGGAUGUAUGAUCAGAAAUCAUCUGUGAUGGAUGACCAGGUCCAGGAAAUGAAGAAGGUAGAGGUCUGGAGGUGAACAUGUUAUUGAGGUGCAGCUCCAAAAUGUGUGCUAGAAAAACACUUCUACUAAAAACUACAAACACUAGAUUGACAUUUUUGAACAUUGGAAAUCAGUUCCUCUUGAACUCAGCAACUCUUGCAGAAGACUGAAGAACCCCUGAUACUAACUAGUAGUGGGGCAAACCUAGACGGAGCAGAUAUAAUAUAUAUCUGAGCAAAACGCAGUUUAUUAUUAUGAGUGUGUGGUGUUAUAACUUGUGAAACUUUAAAUAAAACUACCUGUUCACAUUUGUGAGAGGAAACUAAA
Trematomus bernacchii (emerald rockcod) is the source of this 2286-nucleotide messenger RNA. RefSeq names its product neoverrucotoxin subunit alpha-like. The record is from RefSeq and is a predicted model, not a curated record. Lineage: Eukaryota; Metazoa; Chordata; Actinopteri; Perciformes; Nototheniidae. The transcript is spliced from 3 exons. Bases 116 to 1669 code for a protein of 517 amino acids.